UUAUUCUUUUAUUUAUAAAGAAUUGCCAAAAGUUAUACUGUUAAACUAACGACUGUGAUAAGCGAUACAAUUAAAAAUGAAAACACGGUUUAGCUCUUACGAUAUCAUAUGUGGUAUCGCAGAGCUCCAAAGGUUAAUCGGCUUACGUGUAAACCAGAUAUAUGAUAUUGACAAUAAGACUUAUUUAUUUCGGCUUCAUGGAGGCGGAUCAUCGGAGAAGGUUACCUUAUUGAUUGAAUCUGGUACUCGCUUUCACACGACUUCAUUUGAGUGGCCAAAGAAUAUGGCACCUUCGGGAUUUUGCAUGAAGUUCAGGAAACACUUAAAAAAUAAACGGCUCGAGCAUAUAAACCAACUAGGGGCUGAUAGAAUAGUUGACUUUCAAUUUGGCAGUGGAGAAGCAGCUUAUCAUGUAUUUCUGGAGUUAUAUGAUCGUGGAAAUGUUAUUUUAACUGAUUAUGAGAAAACAAUACUAUACAUCUUACGUCCUCACAUGGAAGGGGAGAGUAUACGAUUUGCAGUGCGUGAAAAAUAUCCGGUCGAUCGGGCAAAAAUAGGAAAUUGUGAACUGAUGGAAAGCGAAAUGCGGGAAAUUAUAGAAAAUUCGAAUGAAGGGGAUAGCUUGAAACGCAUAUUAAUGCCAAUUCUAGACUGUGGCCCAGCUGUAAUUGAGCAUGUUCUUAUUGAACAUGGAUUAGAAAAUCACUUAAUAAAAGGUUCGGUGGAUCAAGAGAAAGGCCAAGACGAAUCAUCAAAAAAACAAAGCAAAAAAAAAAAUCGUAAAUGUUCAGAAAUAAAUCCAUCUGAUAUACAAUUUUUUGAUUUGGCAUCAGAUUUACCAACACUUAUGUUGGCUAUCAAGAGCGCCUAUGAUAUAAUGACGUUUUUUUUGAAUGGAAGCUCCAAAGGAUUUAUAAUUCAAGUUAAAGAAGAAAAACUUACAAAUGCUGAAAACACAGAACAUUUUUAUAGAAAUAUUGAGUUUCAUCCAUACCUGUUUUCUCAUUUUUUUUAACUACCGUUUAAGGAAUAUGAAACAUUCAUGGAGGCAGUUGAUGAAUUUUUUUUUUUUUUAGAGUCACAAAAAAUUGAUAUAAAAACAUUGCAGCAAGAAAGAGAAGCACUUAUUUUUUUUUCUAAUGUAAAAAAAGAUCAUACAAAGCGCCUAGAGGAACUUAAUAGGGUACAAGAUGAUGAUAAAAAAAAAGCAGAAUUAAUAACAUCUAAUCAGUGUUUAGUGGAUAAAGCUAUUUUAGCAAUCCAGUCAGCCAUAGCCAGUCAAUUAUCAUGGCCAGACAUACAAGAGCUUGUAAAAGAAGCCCAAGCCAAUGGAGAUAUUGUUGCAAGCUCGAUAAAACAGUUAAAGCUGGAUUUUUUUUACAUAUCAUUAUUACUUUCGGAUCCCUAUAAAAAUGAAAACGAAAAUGAUAAUGCUGAUUCGGUUAUAGUAGAUAUUGAUUUGGCCUUAUCCGCAUGGGCCAAUGCUCGCAGAUAUUAUGAUUUGAAGCGCUCGGCGGCCCUUAAAGAGAA
Messenger RNA from Drosophila arizonae, 1530 nucleotides. RefSeq names its product Nuclear export mediator factor NEMF homolog Clbn (gene Clbn). The record is from RefSeq and is a predicted model, not a curated record. Gene Ontology annotation, cellular component: RQC complex. NCBI's taxonomy places the organism in Eukaryota, Metazoa, Arthropoda, Insecta, Diptera, Drosophilidae. Gene Ontology annotation, molecular function: ribosomal large subunit binding; tRNA binding. Gene Ontology annotation, biological process: rescue of stalled cytosolic ribosome; ribosome-associated ubiquitin-dependent protein catabolic process.